AAUAAUCAAUGAGUGACACUGUUCUUCUCAUUUUACUGCUGAGGAUCUGGAAGCACAUUCACCCAUUCCACAAAUAUUUGCUGUGCACCUGCAGUGUGCCAGCCAUGUUCAUGGGUGGAUAAAGUAAAAUCUUUGCCUCUGUGCAGUGCAGCUUCAGUCUGGGGUUUACAGGAAAGGAAGAAAGAUGAGAAACAAGAGAUACAUACAUUACACGGUAAUUAAAAGGGGAUACCCGCUAUGGAAGAAAACAGCACAAUAACAGAGAUAGGAAGUUGCGAUUUUAAGGCAGCCAGCGCAGACCUCACCAAGAAGGCAACAUCAAUUUAAAGAGGGGAGCCGCGACCGCAAGUGCAAAGGAAGGCCCUGAGGCGGGGGCAGCCUAGACUCCACCAGUGGGGAGAGUAAGGCAACGCGGGGAAAGGUGAGGGGCUAAUGCGUCCGUUCUAAGAACUCUGACUUUAACUCGGGGCUAGACGGGGAACCACUGGACAGUUCUGCCCCAAGGUGUGACCUUUGUUUUAUUUUAUUUUUUUUAAUUACUAUCAUUAUUUGAGACGGAGUCUCACUGUCACCCAGGUUGGAGUGCAAUGGCGCGAUCUCGCCUCACUUCAACCUCCGCCUCCAGGGUUCAAGCGGUUCUCCUGCCUCAGCCUCCUGAGUAGCUGGGACUACAGGCGCCCGCUAAUGUUUGUAUUUUUAGUAGAGACGGGGGUUUCACCACGUUGGCCAGGAUGGUCUCGAACUCCCGACCUCAGGUAAUCCGUCCGCGUCGGCUUCCCAAAGUGCUGGGAUUACAGGCGUGAGCCACCACGCCCAGCCGACUUUCGUUCUAAAUCGGCCCAUCUGUUUAGGCCCAAUGUCCCAAGCCUAGCGAGAGAAAACAAAAUUUGAACACGGGCAGUCCGGCUCAGGAGCCUGUGGUGGCGGGAUUAAAGAAUGAGUCUACAUCCCAGGGCUGAGUCCCGCAGCGAGCCCCCGGCGGGUGCUGGCCCCUAGCUGUGGUUACCGCCAUCCUUUCACUUAAACUCCGCCCCAUUACUCCCCGACUCCAGGGCUCCGCAUCCACUCGGCCGAUUCUCCACGUAGCGCUUCCCGGGCUACAGAUUGCGUAACUUCGGCAGCCGGGCGGAGUCUGGAAAGAGGCGGAGGGGCGGCGGACUGAGAGAAUGCUCCUGUAAUAGCUGCGAAGAGGAAGCCCAGAGAGCCCCGGCCGCCGACUGAACGCCGCUCCUGCGCAAUCCGGGUCCAGGCCGCCGACAUUCCAGAGCCGCCUUCCGCCCCGCCCCCAAUUCCGGGGUGGAGUCCUCUGCCGCGCCUGCGCAAAGCGUCGCCGCAACCCCCCUCACGCCUGCGCGCUUCGCCCGCCCGGCCCCAUCCCCCCCAGGGUUUUUCGGGUGGGGGAGGGGGACGUCUCGGCGAGUCACGAUGAUGGCGGCCACCAUCCUGUGGUGAGCUAGCGGAUUCCUUGCUUGCCUCGCAGAGCCCCUCGCGCCUCCUGCAGACUCAGUGGCUGGCGCCCGGCGCGUGAGGAGGCACGGCGGCCCGAGCUCGCGGGGAAGGCCGCAGUCGCGGAAGCAGCGGCGCGGGCCGCAGCACGGGCUGGGGGAGAGGCCGCUCCGCUGGGCGAAUGUGACAAGCCCCCACCCCCACCGUCUUCCUCCCCAGAGCGCGAGGAGCGCGGGCGACCCCGGGGCCCCGCCAGGCCACAGACCCCGCCCAGCGGUCAGCACCCGGCGCAGGCCCGGCAGCAGAGCUGCGCGGCGGCACCAUGCAGGUCACCCUGAAGACCCUCCAGCAGCAGACCUUCAAGAUAGACAUCGACCCCGAGGAGACGGUGAAAGCACUGAAAGAGAAGAUUGAAUCUGAAAAGGGGAAAGAUGCCUUUCCGGUAGCAGGUCAAAAAUUAAUUUAUGCAGGCAAAAUCCUCAAUGAUGAUACUGCUCUCAAAGAAUAUAAAAUUGAUGAGAAAAACUUUGUGGUGGUUAUGGUGACCAAACCCAAAGCAGUGUCAACACCAGCACCAGCUACAACUCAGCAGUCAGCUCCCGCCAGCACUACAGCAGUUACUUCCUCCACGGUAACAACUGUGGCUCAGGCUCCAACCCCUGCCCCUGCUUUGGCGCCCACUUCCACACCAUCAUCCGUCACUCCAGCAUCAGCGACAGCAUCUCCUGAACCUGCACCUGCUAGUGCAACUAAACAAGAGAAACCUGCAGAAAAGCCAGCAGAGACACCAGUGGCUAGUAGCCCAACAUCAACUGACAGUACAUCAGGAGACUCUUCUCGGUCAAACCUUUUUGAAGAUGCAACAAGUGCACUUGUGACGGGUCAGUCUUAUGAGAAUAUGGUCACUGAGAUCAUGUCAAUGGGCUAUGAACGAGAGCAAGUAAUUGCAGCCCUGAGAGCCAGUUUCAACAACCCUGACAGAGCAGUGGAGUAUCUUUUAAUGGGAAUCCCUGGAGAUAGAGAAAAUCAGGCUGUGGUUGACCCCCCUCAAGCAGCUAGUACUGGGGCGCCUCAGUCUUCAGCAGUGGCUGCAGCUGCAGCGACUACAACAGCAACGACUACAACAACAAGUUCUGGAGGACAUCCCCUUGAAUUUUUACGGAAUCAGCCUCAGUUUCAACAGAUGAGACAAAUUAUUCAACAGAAUCCUUCCCUGCUCCCAGCGUUACUGCAGCAGAUAGGUCGAGAGAAUCCUCAAUUACUUCAGCAAAUUAGCCAACACCAGGAGCAUUUUAUUCAGAUGUUAAAUGAACCAGUUCAAGAAGCUGGCGGUCAAGGAGGAGGAGGUGGAGGUGGCAGUGGAGGAAUUGCAGAAGCUGGAAGUGGUCAUAUGAACUAUAUUCAAGUAACGCCUCAGGAAAAAGAAGCUAUAGAAAGGUUAAAGGCAUUAGGAUUUCCCGAAGGACUUGUGAUCCAAGCAUAUUUUGCUUGUGAGAAGAAUGAAAAUUUGGCUGCCAAUUUUCUUCUACAGCAAAACUUUGAUGAAGAUUGAAAGGGACUUUUUUAUAUCUCACACUUCACACCAGUGCAUUACACUAACUUGUUCACUGGAUUGUCUGGGAUGAACUUGGGCUCAUAUCCACAAUACUUGGUAUAAGGUAGUAGAUUGUUGGGGGUGGGGAGGGAGGGCUCUAGGAUAUAGGGCAGGGAUAAAUACAGUGCAUGUCUGCUUCAGUUAGCAGAUGCCGCAACUCCACACAGUGUGUAAAAUAUUAUACAACCAAAAAGCAGCUUUUGCAGGUCUUUAUUUCUUCUGUAAAACAGUAGGUAACUUUUCCUAGGUUUCACUCUUUUUAGUGUACUAGAUCCAGAAACUUAGUGUAAUGCCCUGCUUUAUAUUUCUUUGACUUAACAUUGGUUUCAGAAAGAAUCAUAGCUACCUAGAAUUUACAGUCUCUGUUUCAUGGCAACACUGGAUAAUGGCUUUGUGAAAUUUAAAAAAUUUUUGUAGCGACUGUAAACAGAAAUGCCAAAUUAUUGAUGGUUAAUUGUUGCUGCUUCAAAAAAUAAGUAUAAAAUUAAUGUUUAAGGAAGCCCAUUCUUUCAUGUUAAAUACUUGGGGUGGGAGGGGAGAAAGGGAACCUUUUCUUAAAAUGAAAAUAAUUACUGCUAUUUUAAAAUUUCUUGAUCAUUGAAUGUGAGACCCUUCUAACAUGAUUUGAGAAGCUGUACAAGUAUAGGCAGAGUUACUUUCCUGUUUACAUUUUUUUUUUGUUUUGUUUUGGGGAAAAAUUGGUAGGUGUCUAAUUACUGUUUACUUCAUUGUUACCUUGCAGUAAAAGUUUUAAAACAACCAUUGCAUGUUUGCUUUUGAUGUAUCCCUUUGUGAAAUUAGCACUUUUGGGGCCAAUGGAGAAAUGCAGCAUUCACUCUCCGUCUUUUCCCCUUCCCUCAGCAGAAAUGUGUUUAUCAGCAAGUCGUGAGUCAAACUGCUGCCUUUUAGAAAAAUUCACAAAAUGCUGAUUCAGUUCAAAAUUAAUGCAAAUGUUUCAAAACUGGGUUUCUGUUAUUUGUAAAUGCGUUUCUUUAUUAGAUAAGAGUGUAUUACCAUUAAAAUCAUUAGUAUAUUGCUUUCAAAAAGAGAUGGUAGACAAAACUAUAAUCCAGCAUCUUUUAUUGCAUUGGAAAGACUGGCAGAAUCUUUUGGAAGGGCUGGGAGAAUGUGGCUGGAAAGUACUUUGGAAAAUAUACAAUCAAGAUAUCUCAUGGCAUAUUAAAAGAAAAAUCUUAAUAGCAGUGUUGGCUUUUAUUUGGAUUUUUUCAUCUCAGUUUUUUCUUUGCAUCUCCUUCAUUGGCAUUGUUAUUUGAUCAUAAACGGGACAGAUGUCUACUUGUUCAGUUUUUCAAAUCUGUUUUCCUGAGUAUAAAUAAGAGUAUUUAAAGAAAUAA
Callithrix jacchus (white-tufted-ear marmoset) is the source of this 4395-nucleotide messenger RNA. NCBI's taxonomy places the organism in Eukaryota, Metazoa, Chordata, Mammalia, Primates, Cebidae. The record is from RefSeq and is a predicted model, not a curated record.